Messenger RNA from Meleagris gallopavo (turkey), 1781 nucleotides. RefSeq lists its product as uncharacterized. Lineage: Eukaryota; Metazoa; Chordata; Aves; Galliformes; Phasianidae. The record is from RefSeq and is a predicted model, not a curated record.
UCUAAAUAAUUUUAUUAAGUAUUUAAACAAAAUUUUUACAAUUACUGAAUAAAUGGUUUAACGUGUGGCUUUGAAAAAUGUCAAAACUUCAGCAAUCUGUGAAUAGAGCAGGGAACCAGCUGUCAUUCUGUGGAGAAUAGAUACACAGCAAGUAAGACUGCACUGGGAAAGGGAUCUGAAGCAAAAAGGGAUGAUGAAAUGCUAUUCUGGGGGAUUUUUAAAGCCAGCAAAAGCGCUUUGCUGGUGCAAGGAAGCUGGCAGCUUGUGAGUGGACUGCUGAGCUAUAAUGGCUGGAGCUGACAUUGCCCACAGUGGACUAGGCUACCAGACCAUAGGACCACCAGGUACAACGCUGCACAGAGCAGUUUCAGUUUGAAGAAAAUUUUCUUUGAUUAUACUGAAGUUAUGUCCAUAACUCCCCCCAUCCCCAUGCUGGGGGCUACUGCCAGCCUAGUUCCAUAUGGGCUGUGACCUCACAGAGUUAUCCCCACCCACCGGACUAUGAUCUCACGGCUCUGCCCAUGUGAGCCAGUGGCCAGCACUUUGUCUCUCCCAGUGCGGUCGUGACCAGCUUUGAGCGAUGGUUGUCGACAGCUUUCUCCUUAUCCCCAGCCUCCUGCUCCUGGUGGCUGGGCUGUCUCUGCUCACCCCUCUCUGGCGUCGACAGGGUUCUGACCGGCGCCGGCAAUGGUGGACAUGGUGGCUGCAAGUGCUGGCAUCGAAGUCAGGUGCUGAGAAGCAGGCAGGCAGGCACCGGAGCCCCCUGUGCAGACCACGUUGCUCCCAGCAGCAAGCGUCACGAAGGCAGGGCAGUCCCAUCCUGCCCCAUUCCAUCCAGCCAGGAAAGACCCGGCCUUUGUUGCUGCACAAUCUGUGCCGCUCUCUUCACAUGAAGAGUGACUCUGCCACUGGUACCACGAGCUCUGUGGGGAAACCUGUCAUGCUCCCCAGACAGGACCAGCGCCCGCAGGUUCUGGUGGCACGCGGGACCCCCAGGAUGCUCAGUCAGCGUCCUAGGCUAGGUGGUGGAGUUAAAGACCUGCCACCUGAGAUCUCCAACUUCACAAAGCCACCAGUGAAAGGGAUGGUCUUCCAGGAGGGCCUCGUUCAAACAGAGGAGAGAAAACGCUGGUGGGACUACAAGACCAAGAGGCUCUUUUGGCAUAUGCUCUCCUCAGCACUUCCCAAAGGGCACAAGAAGCCAGGAGCAGCAGCAAGACCAUCCCGAGGACCAGCUUUGAGCCUGGAGAGAAAAGCAGAUGGCAAAACUGAAGCCCUCCUGCCCUUCAACUCUGGCUUCAGUGACAAGAGGAGCACAGAGAAAUCGGACAUGCUUGCUGUGGAAAGGCUGUACCGGCAGCUCCUGGUUUCCCUAAAACAGCCCAAGACUAAGAAUGAUUGCUACAAGCCAGGUGGCGGAACUGAUGAGCAACCGCUGGUAACCUCUUUCUGCACGCUGCCACCAGUGAAAGGGACUGGUGGAAGAGCAAGGCCAAGAGGCCUUCUGAGUAUUGUAUAGCCUCCCCAGCACUUCCCAGAGUCUAGAUGUAAGCUGGAACAGCUGCAGGACCAACACCAGGGCCAGCUUCAAGCCUGCAACAAAGGAGGCAGCAGAACUGAAACCUGCCAGCACCUAAACACUGCUGUCAUUGUUAUGGUUUCAUUGUUGACAUAUCAAGUGAGAACUGAAUCUCAGACCUAAGAUCAUCAUUUGCAUCAUACCAUUUCAGUCUGAGGUCGUUCAGAUUUUUAAAAAGAUAAUUUAAUAAAAGUCAUGCUAG